UCGUAGCCUGAACGGCUUCGUUGCAAUUGUCACAGACCAGCGAGUGAGAUACCUACAUCCUCGCUGGCUGUACUGCCCGUGAUUAUAAUAUUAUAUUAAUACCACACGCAUUUUAAAUGUAAUACACCCUCCCAGAGGUGUUCAAUGAAAAUACAUUAUCUUUUAAUAUAUCCCCUUUCAUACGCUUACACAAAUCUUAGACAAUCCAUUUAUUUCAUUUAUUAAUUUUUAUAACAAUUCUGUUGCAAGUAUUUUUUGUUGCAAGUGAGAGAAAAUCGAUUUUCAAACUAACUGCCAGUACAUUUUGUCUGAUUUCAACAUUUUUACCUCAGUUAUUCUGAUCAAAUUAAACCUCGAGCGGUUUCAUCACCUGAAGGGAACCGAGUGACUGCGCCAGAAUGGGGUACGGGCGGUCAGACAGCUACCGCGUGGCCACCACGCAGGACAAGGAUGACAAGGACUCCCCCAAGAAGAAGAAGGGCAAAGACCUGGACGACCUGAAGAGGGAAGUCCCUCUGACGGAGCACAAGAUGUCUGUGGAAGAAGUUUGCCGGAAAUACAACACAGACAUCGUCCAGGGUCUGACCAAUGCCAGGGCAGCAGAAUACCUGGCUCGGGACGGGCCCAACGCCCUCACCCCGCCUCCCACCACGCCUGAGUGGGUCAAGUUCUGCCGCCAGCUGUUUGGCGGCUUUUCCAUCCUGCUGUGGACGGGAGCCAUCCUCUGCUUCCUGGCCUAUGCCAUCCAGGCGGCGACUGAGGACGAGCCUGCAGGGGACAACUUAUAUCUUGGCAUCGUGCUGUCCGCUGUGGUCAUCAUCACUGGCUGCUUCUCCUACUUCCAGGAGGCCAAGAGCUCCAAAAUCAUGGAGUCUUUCAAGAACAUGGUGCCCCAGCAAGCCCUGGUGAUCCGUGAGGGGGAGAAGAUGCAGAUCAACGCUGAGGAGGUGGUGGCCGGAGACCUGGUGGAGGUGAAGGGAGGGGACAGAAUCCCAGCUGACCUCCGGAUCGUCUCCUCCCACGGCUGCAAGGUGGACAACUCCUCCCUGACCGGCGAAUCUGAGCCCCAGACCCGGUCGCCUGACUGCACCCAUGACAACCCUCUGGAGACCCGCAACAUCGCCUUCUUCUCCACCAACUGCGUAGAAGGUACGGCACGUGGCAUCGUGGUCUGCACCGGGGACCGCACGGUCAUGGGCCGCAUCGCCACGCUGACGUCCGGCCUGGAGACCGGCAAGACCCCCAUCGCCAAGGAGAUCGAGCACUUCAUCCACCUGAUCACGGGCGUGGCCGUCUUCCUGGGCGUCACCUUCUUCAUCCUCUCCAUCGUGCUGGGCUACACCUGGCUGGAGGCCGUCAUCUUCCUCAUCGGCAUCAUCGUGGCCAACGUGCCCGAGGGGCUGCUGGCCACCGUCACGGUGUGUCUGACCCUGACAGCCAAGCGCAUGGCCCGAAAGAACUGCCUGGUGAAGAACCUGGAGGCUGUGGAGACCCUGGGCUCCACCUCCACCAUCUGCUCCGACAAGACCGGAACCCUGACCCAGAACCGCAUGACCGUGGCCCACAUGUGGUUCGACAACCAGAUCCAUGAGGCCGACACCACAGAGGAUCAGUCCGGCACCUCCUUCGACAAGAGCUCCACCACGUGGGUGUCCCUGGCGCGCAUCGCCGCCCUGUGCAACCGCGCCGUGUUCAAGGCGGGCCAGGAGCACAUGCCCAUCCUGAAGCGCGACGUGGCGGGCGACGCCUCCGAGUCGGCCCUGCUCAAGUGCAUCGAGCUGUCCUGCGGCUCCGUAAAGGCCAUGCGCGACAACAACAAGAAGGUGGCCGAGAUCCCCUUCAACUCCACCAACAAGUACCAGCUCUCCGUGCAUGAGACCGAGGACCCCAAUGACAAUCGCUACCUGCUGGUGAUGAAGGGCGCCCCCGAGAGGAUCCUGGACCGCUGCUCCACCAUCCUGCUACAGGGCAAGGAGCAGCCCAUGGACGAAGAGCUCAAAGAGGCCUUCCAGAACGCCUACCUGGAGCUGGGGGGCCUGGGGGAGAGGGUGCUGGGUUUCUGUCACCUCUUGCUGCCUGAGGACCAGUACCCCAAGGGUUUCGCCUUCGACUGUGAUGACGUCAACUUCCAGACAGACAACCUGUGCUUCGUGGGGCUGAUGUCCAUGAUCGACCCGCCCCGUGCCGCCGUGCCUGACGCCGUGGGCAAGUGCCGCUCCGCCGGGAUCAAGGUCAUCAUGGUGACCGGGGACCACCCAAUCACAGCCAAGGCCAUCGCCAAGGGCGUGGGCAUCAUCUCUGAGGGCAACGAGACUGUGGAGGAUAUCGCCGCCAGGCUCAACAUCCCCGUCAGCCAGGUCAACCCCAGGGAUGCCAAGGCCUGUGUGAUCCAUGGCACAGACCUGAAGGACCUGACCCAGGAACAGAUGGACGAGGUUCUCAGGAACCACACAGAGAUUGUCUUUGCCAGGACGUCCCCCCAGCAGAAGCUCAUCAUUGUGGAAGGCUGUCAGAGACAGGGGGCCAUCGUAGCCGUGACAGGGGACGGUGUGAAUGACUCUCCUGCCCUGAAGAAAGCAGACAUUGGUGUUGCCAUGGGGAUCUCAGGCUCAGAUGUGUCCAAGCAGGCUGCCGACAUGAUUCUAUUGGACGACAACUUUGCCUCCAUUGUCACAGGCGUGGAAGAAGGUCGCCUGAUCUUUGAUAACCUGAAGAAGUCCAUCGCCUACACCCUGACCAGCAACAUCCCUGAGAUCACACCCUUCCUCUUCUUCAUCAUGGUUAACAUCCCACUGCCACUGGGCACCAUCACCAUCCUCUGCAUUGACCUGGGGACCGACAUGGUGCCAGCUAUCUCCCUGGCUUACGAGGCAGCCGAGAGUGACAUCAUGAAGAGACAGCCCAGGAACCCUCGCGUGGACAAGCUGGUGAACGAGAGACUGAUCAGCAUCGCUUAUGGACAGAUCGGUAUGAUCCAGGCUCUGGGGGGCUUCUUCAGCUACUUUGUGAUCCUGGCGGAGAACGGCUUCCUGCCCUCGUUGCUGGUGGGCAUCCGCCUCAACUGGGACGACCGCUCCAUGAACGACCUCGAGGACAGCUACGGCCAGCAGUGGACCUACGAGCAGAGGAAGAUUGUGGAGUUCACCUGCCACACGGCGUUCUUCGUCAGUAUCGUGGUGGUGCAGUGGGCUGAUGUCAUCAUUUGCAAGACCAGACGUAACUCCGUCUUCCAGCAGGGCAUGAAGAAUAAGAUCCUGAUCUUUGGCCUGUUUGAGGAGACGGCCUUAGCUGCCUUCCUGUCCUACUGCCCCGGGAUGGAUGUGGCACUCAGGAUGUACCCCCUAAAGCCCAGCUGGUGGUUCUGCGCAUUCCCCUACAGUUUCCUCAUCUUUGUUUACGAUGAAAUCCGAAAACUCCUCCUGCGCAGAAACCCCGGAGGUUGGGUGGAGAAAGAAACAUACUAUUAAAUAAUCAGACCAUCCUUUACUCAUCCCCCUCCAUCCCCCUCCCCCUCCCUCUCUCUUUCUCCUUCCUCUCUCCAUCUCUCUCAACACAACAUACAAAAAAAAACAACACUAGCCAACACCAUGAGUACUGCCGUCCCUUGCCCAGAGCCAGAGGGGACGAGAGAGGACCAACACCGGAGAAGAGAGGACAAGACCAUCUACCGCCCUCUUCUUCUCCCUCUCUCCACCGUACCCAAAGACUACAGUAUAGCACCUUCCACCAGAACUGUUACAGUCUUUAUAUCCUCUUCUAAUACUGUUCAUAUGUGCUACUACACUGCUGUGUAUAUGGAUAAAGCUGGUAUUACACUACUCUAUCUACAAAUGGCAGCUGUAUAUUGGUUAUGUAGAGUGAAGGAGCCCUUGUGUGAUGUGAAUGUCUCAGUUCUGUGAAUAUGCCAUCCCCCCCCCCCUCCCUCCCCUUUUCCUCUCCUCCAUUGUUUCUUCAUAUGCCCCCCCCACCUUCAUUUCCCACAACAUACACAAAAAAAUGACCACAAGAGCCAGUGUAAAACGUGACCAAUCAUAUACAGUAAUACUCGCCUCCUUCAGCUACAGAGGAAAGGGGGAGUGUUCUUACACCCCUCUGCAUUUUCUCCUCUUUCCUGCCAGUUCAGUCACAGUGAUGUAGGUUUUUUUUUUUUUUUUU
This is a messenger RNA of Megalops cyprinoides (Indo-Pacific tarpon), 4155 nucleotides long. RefSeq names its product sodium/potassium-transporting ATPase subunit alpha-3. The coding region runs from base 399 to 3467 and encodes 1022 amino acids. The record is from RefSeq and is a predicted model, not a curated record. Gene Ontology annotation, molecular function: ATP binding; P-type sodium:potassium-exchanging transporter activity; ATP hydrolysis activity. The transcript is spliced from 21 exons. Gene Ontology annotation, biological process: potassium ion import across plasma membrane; intracellular sodium ion homeostasis; proton transmembrane transport. NCBI's taxonomy places the organism in Eukaryota, Metazoa, Chordata, Actinopteri, Elopiformes, Megalopidae. Gene Ontology annotation, cellular component: membrane.